This is a messenger RNA of Symbiodinium sp. CCMP2456, 627 nucleotides long. Lineage: Eukaryota; Dinophyceae; Suessiales; Symbiodiniaceae. The record is from the annotation of a GenBank genome assembly.
AUGGCUCGCAACAGCCGAUCCACCGCUUUCGUCCUGGGAGGAUGCGCGGCCUCUGCCACAGUGGCCGGGCUCGCUUCCCAGAGCUUCGCCGUGGCCGGGAAGGGUCUGCAGACACAGGAGCCUGUGCGCAUGACUUCCCUGCGCGGCCGUGCUGCCGAGACGAAGUCCUCCACAGAGAUGCCUUUGGGUGCCCUGGCACUGGCCACCGCCGGAGUCGCAGGCAUCUAUGGCGCCAACAGCCGAAACUCCAAGAAGGCUCGGGCGCAGGCCGUUGUCCGCCAGGCGAAGGACCACAUCAACAUCGGAACCAUCGGUCACGUUGACCACGGCAAGACCACGCUCUCGGCCGCGAUCUCCCUGGUGUGCGGUCAGUUCAGCACCUCUGACGACACGACGAAGAAAUCCUACGAGGAGAUCGACAACGCCCCCGAGGAGCGUGCGCGUGGUAUCACCAUCAACGCCUCGCACAUCGAGUACGAGACAGAGACCAGGCACUACUGCCACGUGGACUGCCCUGGCCACGCAGAUUACGUCAAGAACAUGAUUACAGGAGCUUGCCAGAUGGAUGGCGGCAUCCUCGUCAUUUCAUCCCCUGAUGGCCCAAUGGCACAGCUCCUUGGUUGCAAC